Molecule: messenger RNA, 816 nt
Organism: Mycena indigotica
Lineage: Eukaryota; Fungi; Basidiomycota; Agaricomycetes; Agaricales; Mycenaceae
Exons: 6
Coding region: 1-816 (271 amino acids)
Biological process (GO): copper ion transmembrane transport
Cellular component (GO): membrane
Molecular function (GO): copper ion transmembrane transporter activity
Source: RefSeq, a predicted model, not a curated record
AUGUGCGAUCCGCGAAAAUUACUCACGGACUCGGUCCGAAGACAGAUAAAAGCGGGACGCAAAAUCGGCUCGCUCUUCCUUCCCCCCCUCCAUCUCACUCCUCCCCAACUUUACACCUACAAACUUUGCAGCUUCCCGGAGCUCCGCCUGUCUCUUUCUUCAUUGCAAUAUGGAUCAAGGUUCACUACCAACCUCGGGGAUAUGGUCACCGUCUCCGGGGUGUUUGUUAUCGCAAAUUCUCCACGACCGUUCACGCGGUCUUGGGCGACCUUGCGCAAUGAUCGCGACGCGUCGCAUCUUUACCUCGUGUUGACCCGAAACAAUGGAAUACAACUUGAUGCUGCUAGGCGCCGUUCCAAGCAAAGACGGUUUCGGCCCAAUGCGGGCCAACUCCUCGGUGGCUGGCUCCCAUUCGAUGGACUCCAUGGCGAUGAUGAAGCUUAUCUUCAUUUUACUCCUGGCGACACUCUUCUCUUCAGCUCCAUCGCUCCCACCUCUGCUGGCGCCAUAUUCGGAGCUUGCCUCAUUCUCUUCCUUGUCGCGGUUGGAGAACGCGCUCUCAUGGCUUUGAACCGUGGUUUCGAUAGACAAAUUAAGACUAGAUCCCAGCGUCUUUUGCUGACUUGCGAAUUUGCUAAUAACACUGCCGAAACUGGUUCCGACAAAGCUGCCCUCAGACUCUGCUUACGUGCCCACGAAGAUGAUGUUCAUUCUCUCUCACGAGGUCGCUCGAGGUGGCCUUGCUGGUUUACAAUCGGUUGUUCAAUAUCCACUCAUGCUGGUCGUCAUGACGUUCAACACAGCUUUUCUCAUUAG